AUGCAUACUCAAGGACGUCCAGACGAUGCCUGCGCACAGGAUACGCUCCUCCAAACCUGUCUCCACACGGGUCUCUACACGGGUCUCCCUACGGGUCUCCCUACGGGUCUCCCUACGGGUCUCCCUACGGGUCUCCACACGGGUCUCCCUACGGGUCUCCACACGGGUCUCCACACGGGUCUCCACAUGGGUCUCCCCGUAACAGACUACGGUCUCCCCAUGCGUUUCCAGAUGCGGCUGUUGCGCACGGUGCGCGUCAUGUCCGUGUGCCUGGCGCUGCUGCUGUGUUUGGUGCUGGCCAUUCUGACGCUACUGCUGUUUGGAUCAGCUGGAUCCGCUGGAUCCGCUGGAUCCGCCGGGCGCCUUCACGGCAGAACGGAGCUUGGAGGUGUUCCCAGUUUACCCGAGGCUCAGCAUGAGAAGCUCCAGGCGGACAGUGUUUCGUCACUGCCCAGUGCCCUGUUGGCAAUUUCUUCAGAGUGUUGCUCUGGCCCUAAGUUCUCGAACAAUGGGGUCGGUCACAUUCUAGGAGGCAUGGCGCUGUCCAAUGGAAACCUGAGCGUGCCCAGUGACGGCCUGUACAGGCUGUACCUGCAGGUCACCUUCGACUUCGAUCAGUGUGACUCAUGUCACAUCAAGGAAAUGUGCGUCGACGACUUCCUGCAGCUGAAGAUCUCUGUGGAGCGCUACGCUGGCAGCUACAGGGACUUCAGGACGCUGCUGGAGAGCCAGGAUACCAUGAGCUGCAAACACGACUGGACUAAGUCUAUAAGCACCAGUGGGACCUUCAGGUUGGAUGAGAAGACUGUGCUGAGAGUGAAGCUGCAGCAUCAGCACCUGGUCGACACAUACGAGACUAAAACCUUCUUUGGGGCUGAGCUCAUCCCUGGAACUGACGCACAGCACCAACUAUAA
This is a messenger RNA of Knipowitschia caucasica, 915 nucleotides long. NCBI's taxonomy places the organism in Eukaryota, Metazoa, Chordata, Actinopteri, Gobiiformes, Gobiidae. The record is from the annotation of a GenBank genome assembly.